Messenger RNA from Cicer arietinum (chickpea), 1980 nucleotides. Its product is annotated as 65-kDa microtubule-associated protein 8. Gene Ontology annotation, molecular function: microtubule binding. The record is from RefSeq and is a predicted model, not a curated record. Lineage: Eukaryota; Viridiplantae; Streptophyta; Magnoliopsida; Fabales; Fabaceae. Gene Ontology annotation, biological process: microtubule cytoskeleton organization. Gene Ontology annotation, cellular component: spindle; cytoplasm.
AUGGGUUCAUUCCAGACACCAAUUGGAAUGAGAAGCUCCACAUUGCUAGAAACCUCGUGCGGUUUCCUGUUACAAGAGCUGCAGAUAAUUUGGGAUGAAAUUGGAGAAGACAAGUUUGUGAGGGAAAAGGUUCUGCUGGAUUUGGAGCAAGAGUGCCUUGAGGUUUACAGGAAAAAAGUUGACAGAGCAAAUACAUCUAGAGCUAGUCUGCAUCAGGAGUUGGCUGAAGCAGAAGCAGAAUUUACUCACCUUCUUUUGUCCCUCGGUGAACGAUCUCUUCCUGGACGGCCAGAAAAAAGGGCGGGAACGCUAAAAGAGCAGCUAGAUUCAAUCACUCCAGCACUCCGGGAGAUGCGCUCAAGGAAAGAGGAGAGAUUAAACCAAUUCCGAGCCGUGCAAGGGCAAAUUCAAAAAAUUUCUGCAGAAAUUGCAGGUAACUCAGACAAUGCACCCUCAAUCUUUGCGGUAAAUGAGAAUGAUCUCUCACUAAAAAGACUUGAGGAGUAUCAGAAUGAGCUGAAAAGGCUUUACAAUGAGAAGAAUGAAAGACUCCAGCAAGUGGAGAAAUACAUCGACAAAAUACACAGCUUAUCCACAAUCUUAGGAAAGGAUUCCUCUGCAAUCAUCCUGCAAGUUCACCCCAGCUUGAAUGAUUUGUGUGGAAUAACAAAAAAUAUAAGUGAUGCUAUCCUACAUAAACUUAAUAUCACGGUGGAGUCCCUUUAUGAAGAAAAGCAAAAUCGGCUGGACAAGCUUCACCUUUUAGGCGAAGCACUCUCAAAUCUAUGGAAUCUUAUGGACACACCUUACAGUGAUAGACAAUCUUUUUCCCACGUAAUCAAUCUGUUGUCAGUCUCAUCAGUGGAAGUAUCAGAGCCAGGAAGUCUUACUCUAGAGAUAGUCCAGCAGACUGAAGCUGAAGUAAAAAGACUAGAUCAACUAAAAGCAAGCAAGACCAAGGAGCUUUUCCAGAAGAAGCAGGAGGAACUAGAGUUGAUAUGCAAGAUAUCUCACGUGGAGAUUCCUUCACGGACAGAAAUGAACAAUAUAAUUAGCCUCAUAAACUCAGGGGAGAUUGACCAUUCCGACCUCCUCAUGAGCAUGGAUGAACAGAUAUCAAGAGCAAGAGAAGAGGCUUCCAGCAGGAAGGCUAUAAUGGAAAAAGUUGAGAAGUGGAUGUUAGCACGUGAUGAGGAGCGCUGGCUAGAAGAAUACAGCAUGGAUGAGAAUCGAUACUCAGUAAGUAGAGGAGCCCAUAAAAACUUGAGACGAGCUGAACGUGCCCGUAUAAUGGUCAGUAGAAUGCCAGCUCUGGUAGAUUUGCUUAUAAAAAUGACUAGGAGUUGGGAAGCAGAAAGAAAUAAAGUUUUCUUGUAUGAUCAGGUUCCUCUAAUGGAAAUACUGGAAGAAUAUAACACACUAAGGCAAGAAAAGGAGGAGGAUAAGAAAAGACAGCAGUCAUGGGAAAAGAAGAAGGUCCAGAGUCAAGUAGUUUCUGAGCGAGAUAAUAUGUAUGUGUCAAGACCAGGUACCAGCAGUAGACGUCUUCCAAAUAGAAGCUCGAAUGGAAGUCUAGAAUGUGCUGCGCCCUUGAACAAAAGGCUCCCUAUAGGUAUCCAGCAACUGGGAUCAAACAGUAUAAAUUCAGGAAAUCAAGGUAUAUCCUUCAUUAAGGAUGGAAGGAAGAUACAGAGGAAAAAGAUAUUCGGUGAACCUGCCUUUACUUCCUAUAUAAGAGAAGAGGCAUCUACUAUGGUGUCUACACAUUAUGGAGCAUUUUCUCCUUAAUUUUCUAUAUCAAGAAUCAUAGGUUUUGACUGAUACUUCAUAAAGCUGACUUUCCAUACUGUUGUGAACAUGCAAAAGAAUAAACCUACACUCUACUUCUGUUUUUGCUCUUAAGUUGACCAAAUGGAUUAGCUUAUGCUUGAUGUAAACCGAAAUCAUUGUUUUAAUUGCAAUUUGCACCAUACGGUACUA